This is a messenger RNA of Coprinopsis cinerea okayama7#130, 1512 nucleotides long. Its product is annotated as pre-rRNA-processing protein IPI3. Lineage: Eukaryota; Fungi; Basidiomycota; Agaricomycetes; Agaricales; Psathyrellaceae. The record is from RefSeq and is a predicted model, not a curated record. Gene Ontology annotation, cellular component: nuclear pre-replicative complex. The coding region runs from base 1 to 1512 and encodes 503 amino acids. Gene Ontology annotation, molecular function: protein binding. Gene Ontology annotation, biological process: DNA-templated DNA replication; rRNA processing. The transcript is spliced from 7 exons.
AUGCAGGCUCAAGAAGUCAUUCUCUGUUCUGCCUCUGCGCAGUCUUCAAAUGCGGGAAUCGGCAGUAUAACGAUACACGACAUCCAGACAGGUGCAACUCUCGCGUCUUUUAAGCAGACGAAUGCCGGUUCGCGGUCGGUCGCGGUUCUGGAAUCGAAGAGUUUACAGGGAGGGGUGGUUCUGGCUGCACAGACAGACAAAACUGUCCUGAAUGUCUACAACUUUCAAAAGGACCAAUUGGCGCUCAAAAUCAUCCUUCCCGAAAAACCAAGUUGCUUAACGCUUGAUAAGACCGGAAACUUUUGUGCUGCUGGAACAGCACAGGGACGGAUAUACCUGUGGGAGACGGCCUCAGGAAUCCUCUUCAAUUGCUGGGAUGCUCACUACCGUCAAGUGAACGUACUGCGAUUUACAGUGGACGGUGCUGCGUUACUUUCCGGUGGUGACGAUUCAGCUGUGAGCGUCUGGUCCGUGUCCAGAUUGGUUAAUAACGAAAGUCAAAACGAGUUGCCGACACCCUUUUGCACUCUUUCCGACCACACCCUUCCAGUCACGGAUAUUGUCUGCGGUAUAGGUCUUUUCCCAAACUGUCGCGUCCUCACGUCCUCGGUAGACCACUCUGUCAAGGUCUGGGACCUCGCUUCGAAAUCUCUUCUUUCGACAUUUGAAUUUCCAUCACCGAUCGACAGCCUGGCCUGGGACUUGACCGAGCGAUUCUUCUUCGCCACCUGCAAUGAAAAAGGAUCCAUCUACAAAAUCCACCUCUUCCGGCAAAAGACGAGGUUCUCAGGCCAAAUCGUCGAGGCUGUUGGUGGUUCAGGGGCAAACGAUGUUAUGCGUAUUGAGAACGAUAUCAUCGAGGCUCAGAAAAAGAGGCUGAUACAAGUCGGACAGCCAAUCGCGUCUAUCGCCCUCUCAUUCGCUUCAAACAUUCUCCUAGUUGGCACGACCGAAGGUUCCAUCCUCAUGUACGACGUGCCUUCUCACCAACACCUGCGGACAAUCACUGCCAACAAAGGUCUAUCGAUAACGUACAUCCGAACGAUGUUGAAGCCUCCGGAUCUCAUUGGCCAUGUGAACCUGGACUUCCGGGUAGGGAGCAGCGUCGACCUCAAGGACACUAUCCCUAUAAAACCUAUUGUACCGUUCCAACGGAUGAAGGACGCUAAAGCGAGGGAAGCGCAUGAAGUACUAAUCAUGACCAAAAACCGGGCACUCAAACCCAUCGACUACAGCACAUUCUACGAAAGCGACGAAUUCCUAAAAGAACAUGCGUUCUUCGUUCAGCCCAUCACUUCGCCGAAUGCACCAGAGUCUAGCGUCGCCUCUCUUCAGUCACGCGUGCAGGAUCUAGAAGCUGAGGUUGUGAGGCUAAAAUCACAGCUUGGACAAGCGAAAGGAGUAAAUGAUGCUAUGUGGGAUACUGUUGUCCACCGACUGGUGGGGCAGGGGAAAGGAGACCCCCAAGAAAAGGACCAACCAAGUCGUAAACGGGGUAGAAUAGGGACGUAG